Arachis duranensis is the source of this 710-nucleotide messenger RNA. Its product is annotated as mitochondrial pyruvate carrier 1. The record is from RefSeq and is a predicted model, not a curated record. Gene Ontology annotation, biological process: pyruvate import into mitochondria. Gene Ontology annotation, cellular component: mitochondrial inner membrane. NCBI's taxonomy places the organism in Eukaryota, Viridiplantae, Streptophyta, Magnoliopsida, Fabales, Fabaceae. The transcript has 5 exons. Bases 196 to 522 code for a protein of 108 amino acids.
GUGACAUCAAUGAAUUGAUAGCUUAUGGGGCUGGAUAUCUAGAUUCAAUCAAUCAAAGGAUAUUCCUCUCUUGACUUCAUUGGCAUCUAUCUCUUCUAUUGGUGUGUUCCAGACUCCAGAGGAGUGAGGAUACCAUAUUUUCAUCUCCUCAAUAAUAAUAAUCCUACUCUCCAGGACUUGAAAGUAUCUUGGAAAAUGAACACCCUUCGAGCGUUUUGGAACAGCCCAAUUGGCCCAAAGACUACUCAUUUUUGGGGUCCUACCUUCAAUUGGAGUCUUCCACUUGCGGCGGCAAUGGACACAAAGAAACCGCCAGAAGCGAUUUCUGUCAAUAUGACUGCAGUGAUGUGCAUUUAUUCGGCGCUAUUCAUGAGGUUUGCUUGGGUGGUACGGCCACGUAACUUGCAUCUUCUUGCGUGUCAUGUUUCCAAUGAAACUGUGCAACUCUACCAGCUUUCUAGGUGGAUCAGAGCUCAACGGGGCUAUGAUCAGAAAAAGGAGGAAGCUGCAGGUGAAGAGUAACACAUAUUUGUACCAUGAGUUGUAGGUCGUUUUCAUAUAAAAAUAUGUCAUUUUAUGAUUCUCUACCAUUUUCUCUUUUGAUUUGUCUUGUUUUGUGGCUUGCCCACAUCGCAAAAGUACUCAAUGAUAAUUGAUGUGUGACAAAAAUAUUGAUCUAUGUUUUAGAAGUAACUUUACUUAUGGUGAAA